CAAAGAAGAAAACUGGCGACCCCGUGGUGGACCGGUCACCUCGGCCUCUCCGGCCUAGACCCAACCGCCGGUUCUUCCUCCCCCCUUCUCAAACUCCCCACCACCACCUUCCCCCACGCCGAGGAAGAUACCGACAACGACCUCGACGCUGCCGAUGAGCCCAGAGAAGGCGCCGUCGACCUUGCCGGCCGCCGCCCUCGGGGCCGCCCUCAAGGCUCCAAAAAUAAACCAAAACCCCCAAUAAUCGUCACCCGCGACAGCCCCAACGCUCUCCGCAGCCACGUCAUGGAAGUCGCCAGCGGCGCUGACGUGGCAGAUUCCAUCGCCAACUUCGCACGCCGCCGCCAGCGGGGCGUCUCCGUGCUGAGCGGCGCCGGCGCCGUUGCUAACGUCAUUCUCCGUCAGCCUUCCGCUCCGAGCGCCGUCCUCGCGCUUAACGGACGGUUUGAGAUUCUCGCCCUCACCGGAACGUUUUUGCCUGGGCCGUCUCCGCCGGGGUCAACGGGUCUGACGGUUUACCUCGCCGGUGGGCAGGGGCAGGUGGUUGGAGGCAGUGUGGUGGGGUCGUUGGUGGCGGCGGGGCCGGUUAUGGUGGUGGCAGCGACGUUCUCGAACUCGACGUAUGAGAGGUUGCCCAUGGAGGACGAUGGCGGCAGGUCGGAGACGGGUUUAGGCGGCGGGAUCCCGGAUAGUUCUGAGAUGAUUACGGCGGCGACGGCACCGCCGGGAAUGUUUGGCGUGCCGACGAGUAUGGGGCCCGGCGCCGGGCAGUUGGAUAGCGGCUUUAACUGGGCGGCUCAUGGCCGGCCGCCGCCUUAUAGUUAAUUUGGAA
Dendrobium catenatum is the source of this 832-nucleotide messenger RNA. Its product is annotated as AT-hook motif nuclear-localized protein 20. Gene Ontology annotation, cellular component: nucleus. The transcript has a single exon. The annotation marks the transcript as partial. NCBI's taxonomy places the organism in Eukaryota, Viridiplantae, Streptophyta, Magnoliopsida, Asparagales, Orchidaceae. The record is from RefSeq and is a predicted model, not a curated record. Gene Ontology annotation, molecular function: DNA-binding transcription factor activity; minor groove of adenine-thymine-rich DNA binding.